Molecule: messenger RNA, 1701 nt
Organism: Purpureocillium lilacinum
Lineage: Eukaryota; Fungi; Ascomycota; Sordariomycetes; Hypocreales; Ophiocordycipitaceae
Source: RefSeq, a predicted model, not a curated record
AUGGGAACAGGGGGUCUCGAGGUUGUCCGUUUCCGCAAGCGAUACUACAUUCGCUAUCAUCAGUAUGACUCUUACUUUGAGGGCCUCGGCGCCAAAAUCGUCGCAAGCAUCCCUGCCGAUCCUGCUGAAUACCAGAAAUGGCUCGAGUCAAUGCGAAGCCGUCAUGCAGCGAUAGAGCACGAGCUCGAAGAGAAAGUCUUCGAAAUCGGUAGCGGCCCCCAGCCCGAGGACAUGGAGGAGUACCAUGGGUUCGUGGAGCUCCCGUCUGAGCUUCCAAGGCAAAUGAACGACUGGUGCAUUGAGUAUUUCUACAUCAUCAACCUCGACAGCGAAGUUCUCACAAUGAACUUCAGCAUACACUGGAAGCUGGACAAUAUCCCUCGCGAGGGCGACCUAUGGAUGGAGGCCAUCUCCGAAAGCAUCUACCCGGGCAAGCCUACCAUCUCCCUGGAUAUAUGCUCGGAGGAGCACAUGGCUUCGCCGGCCUUGGAGCUUCCCGAGCCAGAUCCGGUUAUACCAUUCGAUUCCUGCCUUGUCUCCCCAAAUACGACUCUCAAUGAAGCGUGGAGCGCGUUCCUCACACUUUCUCUGGCCAAAAUAUUCAAGGCGUAUACCCACGAGAUCAUGCACUUCGGGAGGGAGUGGACCGCUGAUUCGUUCCCUUUCCGCGAGUUGAUGUUCGCCCUUGUGUCUGUUGCUGCUAAUCAGGCACGAUUCUAUGAUCCUCGUGGACAGCGGCGUCAGCCAGAAUCCUACAGUGCAUCUCGGCCUUCGAUACCAUAUGUCGAGGAUGAGUGCAUGUGGGUUGGCGACAGCGCCCCUCUACCUUUUGGUUCAAUGUCCCAUCGGCCGGGCAAACCCCCAGGGGCGUCACCCACGGAGACCAUAUACUGGGUGGAGGGUGUGGUGGUCAGCCUAGAUAUUCUGCUCGAUGGCAAGGCGGUGACCAAGGCGGUCGAUUGGGCCAUCCAGCAGGGACGUGUCAACUUCCAGGUCGUCAUCUUGUCAGUCUUUAAGGUGGUCUUUGCGGAGGUUUCACUUGGCGAUGGCAACAAGCCUUUCGUUAAAGUCAGCGACACACUUGAUCUCUCGCCUCUGCGUGUAGAGUACUGUGUGAGUACGCACCCACGAGAGCGCCCCGAGCUCAAGGACGGAAUGCAAUCCCAGUCCCACCACGGAGAACAGAUGCUUAUCCAUGACUCCGACUGCAUGGUGACUGCACCGAACCUCGAAGCACAUUUCCCGGUCCUUGCCGCCCUCGUGAAUUUCUUCGAUGUCGCCGCUACUCGCCGCGCCGCAACUAGUUCACGAGGGAAUCUUCCAUCAGAGAUAUACGCAAGGAUCCUGGACUUCGUCGAUUACCAUACCUGGAAGGCCUGUCUCACGGUCUCGACGGAGUUCCGUUUCUACUGCCUCCACAAGUACAGGUUAGACCCUGGACUUGGGCUUGUGGCAGGGCCGUUUGUGAGAUCGACGGGACGGACGGGGCGUUUGGCAUUCGACGUUGAGCUUCUGCAUACGGGAAAAGUCGUUCCGAUCAUGCUGGAGUUUCCAGCCUGGUCGUAUAACGAGAACGAAAAAUGGGAUUGGAAUCCGAUCAUCGGCGACGAACGAAAGGUGAUCAUGAAGAAUGUUAGUAUCGGAUUUGGGCUGGCGGGGGAUGCUCAACUGCUCGACAGCGGCGAUGAAGCAGCAACAUGA